UCACCCAACUGCAGCAGCUUCUGUUAACUUCAGUGACAGCACAGCACACAGACAGAGCACACAGAACAAGUGCUCUAUUUGUUCAGUAAUGCCUGAGGAAGUGACUUAUGCUACUCUCAAUUUUCCAAAUUCUUCUACAUCAAAGAAACUCCAGGAGAGCUGCAGUCUCAAGAGAACAGACAAUCAUGAAGUGCUGGAAUUAGAGCUGGAAGAAGCAGCUGAAAAUGGACCAAGGAGAGUUGAGAGCACAGUUGAGGUGGCAGAGAGCAGGGCCGUGAGAGGACCUUCUGUCCCAAUGAAAGUGUGGGGCCCUGUUGCUUUCAUUUUGCUGAUGCUGAACUUGGCAGUGCUGACUGGACUGGGAACCUUGAUCUUAAUGAAUUACCACGAACUCUUCUUCAGAAACAGAACAGCAUUUGACAAGCAAGAAAGCAUGAUAGAACAGCUGGAGAGAAAUGUAGCAUUAUACAUCGAUAUGUAUAAAAAUGUCUCAAGUGAGCACAUUGUUUUAAAAAAUAUGCUAGUAAACACAUCAAAAGAGUUGAACAGAUUUACCUCAAAAUACUCUGAAGAUUUAAGGCAGAAGAAAAAGGACCUUGAACUUUACUUAUGUGCAUGUUUAAAAUCAUGCACAUGGCUUGGAGAUAGCAGAAUGAAUUUCUCCUGUGUGAUAUGUGACAAUAAGAAGAAAGGAAAUAAAACUCAGCUGUUCACUGCAUGUCCUCCGUCACCUGUCUCUAGGAUGGAUCUGAAUUGUACACUCACUGAGAUAAAUAAGGUUUGGAACCCUUGUAAAUGCUUCAAGUGAGGAAACUGUAUUCAAUGGAUGUGAAAUAACUGGAAAAUCUAAUGACUCUAGUAGUUAAUAUUUGUGAAAACAAAGUCGGCAUGCCACAUUUUUUUUUUAAUCCUAGGUAAAUGCAAACUUACAGCUUAUUAUAAUACUACAGGACAUAAAAAUCACCAUGCUAGCUGAAACUAUGCAAAAACAAUCUCAGAAUCAAAGGGAAAAUUUUGUUUUGUGACUUUACAAACUAUAUCUCAAAACAUUAAAAACUCUAUUUCUGUUGAUUAUACAUAUAAAGGGAAAUAAAUAAAUAGUGGGAUAAAUAUUACUUAGUAUGCUAUAGUUUGAAAUAUUAGAAACAUUGAAAAUUAAAGGGGUCUAUCUAUUUCAUGCUUUAAGAGUAGCAUGAACAGUGGUACAACUUCUGUGGUCUAGUUCACUAAACAGAUUGAACAUCUUUUCCAUGUCUUAGAAAACUGCCAUACUCCUUUCUACGUUGGGGUCAACUUUUAACAUUUUAUCCUUUGUGCUUUUAAAGACAUAAAAUAUUUUCAACCUUUUCUUUCACGUGAAGUUUUGGGCUGGCAUCACUUCCUUCGGGCGCCUUUAUCAUCUUUAUCACAGCUACUUUUAUUUAUGCCAAUAAAUUCCCUUCAGUAAGUUCCUCUGAAUGCAUAUCAGGACUCUUUGAAAUGAUGACGGUGUAAUCUCUACCACCAGCUAUUCCUUCUUUAACUGUAUUUACAUUAUUACUUGCACAGCAUGGUAAAAAGCUCCUCUCAUACUUCCUUUCACUGUUACUUCCUAUCAGAAUCUUGAAUAUUUUCAGUGAUAUGCUUGAUAUCAUUUUUUUAAAAGCUCAACUAAAGAAAUUAGAUGAAUGUAGGCUUAAUAGCUUGUCCAAAUGUCCAUUAAAGAGAAAAGACUUUAAAACUUGAA
Molecule: messenger RNA, 1726 nt
Organism: Molossus molossus (Pallas's mastiff bat)
Lineage: Eukaryota; Metazoa; Chordata; Mammalia; Chiroptera; Molossidae
Exons: 7
Coding region: 89-808 (239 amino acids)
Biological process (GO): natural killer cell inhibitory signaling pathway; negative regulation of signaling receptor activity
Cellular component (GO): external side of plasma membrane
Molecular function (GO): protein phosphatase binding; signaling receptor regulator activity
Source: RefSeq, a predicted model, not a curated record